Messenger RNA from Penicillium nucicola, 1476 nucleotides. RefSeq names its product WD repeat protein. Gene Ontology annotation, biological process: proteasome-mediated ubiquitin-dependent protein catabolic process; protein polyubiquitination; transcription-coupled nucleotide-excision repair. The record is from RefSeq and is a predicted model, not a curated record. Gene Ontology annotation, molecular function: protein binding. The coding region runs from base 1 to 1476 and encodes 491 amino acids. NCBI's taxonomy places the organism in Eukaryota, Fungi, Ascomycota, Eurotiomycetes, Eurotiales, Aspergillaceae. Gene Ontology annotation, cellular component: nucleotide-excision repair complex; Cul4A-RING E3 ubiquitin ligase complex. The transcript is spliced from 2 exons.
AUGAAUUCCUAUCUCCUAAACAGAGCCCUCGGGUCUGUCAAUCCGAAUGAAUUCCAUGUCGCUCAAACCACCCGGCUAGUUCACCACCUUGAGCCCGCUCCAGGCAUACGGUUCUCCAGCCGCAGAGCAGCUACAUCAACAGAUCAGGCUGAAGAUGACGUCGCGCCUUUGGAUCAAGAGCUGAGUGUCGCAUCGGAAGUGUUUGCUCACAAAUCCGGUGUGAAUUGCCUCGCCGUUGAUCAGUUUGAGGGCCGAUAUAUGAUAUCGGGAGGUGCCGAUCCAUCGAUCCACCUCUGGGACCUUGAAACGAGAGGCUCAGAGCUUGAACAUGUCCAUCAAUCCUGCGCGUCGGUGAGUAAAUCGUCGCACGCUGACGCGCAUACGCACGCGAUCACCUCGCUAUCAAUUUACCCGUUCGACCCCGUUCCCUCAACCAUCUUCUCAACAUCGCAUGAUGGUACUUUGAAGCUGUCGGCGUUGGAUGCGCCUGCUAUCACUCCGGUUCAUACAUUCAGUCUCGACUGUACUCCAUAUUCGCACUCGUUUUCGUCUCAGCCCGGGUCUACCCUGCUUGUCGCGGUAGGCACGUCCGAUCGAUCGGUACGGUUAGUAGACUUGCGAUCAGGCCUAUCAACACAGGGAUUACCUGGCCAUAAUGGCGCAGUCUUGUCUGUUGCAUGGGCUCCCCAUCGACCCCACCUAUUGGCCUCUGGCUCAGUGGAUAAUCGAGUGAUCAUAUUCGAUGUUCGUCGCGGAGGCCACAACUCUGCCAUUGCCACUUUGGACAUGGAUGACCCAGUGGGACUAGGGCUUCCAGGGACGGGGUCUAUACCCGCCUCCUAUGAGAGCCGACCGGCGUUCUCUCGACACGCCCGUGCCCAUAACGGACCUGUUACGGGAGUACGCUGGACAUCCAAUGGCAGUCACAUUGUAACAGCAGGUCAAGAUUCUCGAAUCCGAGUAUGGGAUUCAGCAACUGGUGCCAACACACUGGUACACUUCGGCCCCCGAGUCCGUAACAGCUCUUCCUCGCACUUGGCCGAGCGGGCCCCGUUGGUGAUACCGAAAGGUGCAAUGAGUCCCGGCCAUGAGACAUUACUAUGGCCUAAUUUCAACGAGCAAGAUGACCGCGGAGAGAUAUUUAUGCUUGGACUGCGCGAAGGAACGUUUAUCAAACGUCUUAGAGUUCCAGGUCUAGCAAUUGGGUCACAGAAUAUGCGUGGUCGAUCGAGCGCUCUCAGUGCCGCCCGCAUCAACGAUCUAGUGUGGCGUGGCAAUGGCGCAUCUGGAGAAGGGAUCGAACUAUUCUCCGCGCAUGGCGACGGAACAAUUCGAACAUGGGCAUCCCGCGAGCCAGACGGUGAGCCCACAGAAGCCGAAGAAGCAGGUAUGGCCGACCGCAAACGAAAGAGAGAUGUUCUAGAUGAGAUCUACCAGGGAUUCCUCGCGCCCGAUCAACCCAGCCUUCAACUCUGA